This is a messenger RNA of Penicillium chermesinum, 375 nucleotides long. RefSeq lists its product as uncharacterized. The transcript has a single exon. Lineage: Eukaryota; Fungi; Ascomycota; Eurotiomycetes; Eurotiales; Aspergillaceae. The record is from RefSeq and is a predicted model, not a curated record. Bases 1 to 375 code for a protein of 124 amino acids.
AUGGCGACUCAAAUCAUAUACUUUUUCAAUUCGGUGCUGACCAAGUCGUCAUUCCUCCUACUCUACUACCGCAUAUUCGGCGUGGUCCAAUACUUCCGCUGGGUUCUGUACGCAUCGGCAUUCUUGGUGAUCGCUUAUUUCGUCGCUUGCACUCUCGCUGCCAUCUUCGGAUGCUGGCCAGUGGCCAAAUUCUGGAACCCGUCUCUUCCCGGCCAUUGCGUUGACGAAGUGUCGUUCUUCCGCUGGAGUGGCAUCGCCAAUAUCCUACUCGACGUGCUCAUCCUGUGCCUUCCUUAUCCAAUGGCCUGGAGGCUGCAAACGACCCUACGACAAAAGCUCACUCUGAGUGGCUUGUUCCUUUUGGGCGGCUUGUGA